GUGCACUCUGUAGUUAUAAUGAUGUUUGGAGAGCCCUUGUUUAAGCAACACUCGGGAAAGUGACAUUUUUAUAAACUCCUGAUUUAAAGCCAAAUUAGCCCAAAACACUUUCUUUGUAUUUCUCUUUGCCUCUUCCUCUUCUGUCUGGUAUAUGUUUGCGGGAAUAGAGCUUCUGUUUCUGCAUCAUUUUGUUUCAGACAUUCAAUCAUAUGUGCCUUCAACCUUGAACAAAACAGCAAUUUUCCUUAUUAAUCAUUGUCUCCUUCACUCUUCUACUCAAUAGCUUCCACAGUUCCACCCCCGCCCCUGAAAAAUUCCAACUUUUUUCUUCGUCUGUCUAUCCUUUUUAUCUCCCCCCAUUGAACCAGACAUGGCUGGAGUCGAAGAUAAUACCUUAUGGAUAGAACCCUCUCAAUCCAUGAGAAAAAUGAAGUCACUGUUCAAUACCAGCCGCAGCAGCUUAUUAGGCAUUAUGGAUUUGUGAAGCGGGCUGCCAGUGAUUCUUCAAGAAAACAAAAACCCUUUUCACAGCUGAGAUUCUGGGCUUCAAAAUCACUCAGAAACUGGUCUGGCAGAGGUAAAAUGUCUAUUGGGCUCGAAAGUGAGCGGUUUCGUUUCAAUGGUAUGGUAGUGAAUAAUUCUGUUUAUUGUGCUUCACCUUGCUCAUUAGACGACAAGAUGGAGUCUUUGACAGAGAAUAAGGAAGGAUUGAAAGAUAACAAUCAUAUGGAUGGUAGUUGUGACAAUGAGCGUGCGGGUAAUGUGGCAAAUGAGUAUUCUUCUGGGGAAAGUAGUACGAGUUCUGUAUUUUUGGGGUCUGAAACAACUGUAAAUGAUGAACAGAGCAGUAGUACUGGGGAUUCAUCUUCGCCACCUUCAAUGGUUUGGCCUAUUCUGAAAGAUGAAGCACCGUAUUGUGCCACUUCUGAUUUAGUAACCGAAAAACUGGAAAAACCUCACUCCAAUAGAAGGAAGCUGGAGAAACAAGUGUCAUCAUUAUCAGAGAUUGAUAUGAUGAAAGAAAGGUUUGCUAAAUUGCUGCUUGGAGAAGAUAUGUCUGGUUGUGGAAAUGGGGUUUCCACAGCUUUAGCUAUAUCUAAUGCAAUUACCAAUCUCUGUGCUACUGUUUUUGGGCAAAUUUGGAGAUUAGAACCACUUCCUCUUGAAAAGAAAUUAAUGUGGAGAAGAGAAAUGGAAUGGCUUCUUUCUGUUAGUGAUCACAUUGUGGAGUUGAUACCAUCUUUGCAGACCUUCCCAGAUGGAAGCACACUAGAGGUUAUGACCUCCAGACCGCGUUCUGAUCUCUUUGUUAACCUCCCUGCCCUACGGAAAUUGGAUAAUAUGCUUCUUGAAAUAUUGGACAGUUUCGAAAAUACAGAUUUCUGGUAUAUUGACCAGGGGAUCAUAACUCUGGAAGAAAAUGGAUCGUCGUCUUUCAGGAAACCCCUCCCUCGUCAAGAAGAUAAAUGGUGGCUUCCAGUGCCUAGAGUUCCUACAGGCGGCCUCAGUGAGAAUGCAAGAAAGUUGUUGCAUCAUAGACGCGACUGUACCAGCCAAAUUCUCAAGGCUGCCAUGGCAAUCAACAGUAUAGCUUUAGCUGAUAUGGAUGUUCCAGAAUCAUUUUUGGAAGCACUCCCAAAGAAUGCCAAAGCCACUUUAGGUGAUCUUAUAUACAAAUAUAUCAAUUCAGAGCAAUUUUCGCCAGAAUGUUUGCUCGACUGCCUUGAUUUGUCUUCAGAGCAUCAAGCUCUUGAUAUUGCAAACAGAGUGGAGGCUUCAAUUUAUGUCUGGCGCCGUAGAACCAGCUCAAAAUCCCUAAAUAGUACCAACAGGUCUAGCUCCAAGUCGUCGUGGGAGAUUGUCAAGGAUUUGGUUUCUGAUCUUGACAAGAGGGAGCAGCUUGCAGAAAGAGCAGAAAGCCUGCUGCUUUGCCUGAAACAUCGGUUUCCUGGUCUCUCCCAGAGCACCUUAGACAUGAGCAAAAUUCAAUAUAACAAGGAUGUUGGCAAAUCCAUCCUGGAGAGCUACUCAAGAGUGUUGGAGAGCCUGGCAUUCAAUAUUGUGGCUCGAAUAGAUGAUCUAUUUUAUGUGGACGACUUGACAAAGCAUUCCGAUCAGCCUUUGUCUAUCUCCAAAGUAGGUACAAUUUCUCACAGGAAUGUCGUGAUUGUGCCUUCUGCCUCCAGCACUCCAUACAGAACAGCUUUUAGUACACCAAAUCCACGGAUUAGCCCUGCCAAUGUUAAAAAAUCACCACUUCUUGACACCAAGCUUCCUCAUCGUGGGUUUGGUGUGAAGAAGGUCUUGACAGAAUAUCUGACUCUAGAUUCAAAGAGGAAUGACUUGACCAAUAUCAAUAUGAAACCCGAUUCAUCACCAUCAAGUACAAACCACGAGUCUUUGGCGACUCAAUCAGUGGACUCGUACGACUUUAGAGAGGCCACCAGCCCCCUGACACAUGAUUCACCUGGAGAAGACUAAACGCAGGGGACUCGUCAUCAUCGACUGAGUAUUGGUGUAACGUGCAUUUGGUUAUUGCGUCAUCAAUCAUUAUAAAUGGCUUUGAAACUGCUCGCAGUUUUACUAAUAGGCGUGGCCAGUUCGAGGAUCGCUGUUUUGCUAAAAAUGCUUUACUUUUUUGCUACAUUUUGUAGCUUCUUUUCUUGUAGAAUGUGUAGUUAAGUGCAGCGUAUGUAAUCUUUUUUCUUGGUUUUGGCACAUGUUAUAUGUGUAAUUUUUUUUUUCCCCUGAUACUGGCAGUGAUUCUGAGUUCAUACCAGGUGUAAUAAACUUUUAUCAGAAGCAUCCUUUAACAAUAUGAAUAGUAAUGAGUGGAUGCAAACAGAACUCAUUCUGUUGAAUGACUGCUUUCUUGUCAAGGAAAUGGGGGCUGAAACUGCCCCACUGUGAAACUGCUCAUAAUUACAGGAGUAGAAUUGCAGGGACCUCUUGUCCCUCGAAGCCAGAAUCAUUCGUUAACUCUUGCCUUAACAUGCGUUUGGGAUAAUGAUUCCAUCACAAAUGCUUCCAAUUAAUAUAGAUUUGGGAGCAUUUCAUGAUCAAUAAGUCGUUGUAGUAUAGUGGUAAGUAUUCCCGCCUGUCACGCGGGUGACCCGGGUUCGAUCCCCGGCAACGGCGUUUUUUUUUUGAUAAUUCUUCUGUUUUUUUUUUUUUUU
Molecule: messenger RNA, 3176 nt
Organism: Oldenlandia corymbosa var. corymbosa
Lineage: Eukaryota; Viridiplantae; Streptophyta; Magnoliopsida; Gentianales; Rubiaceae
Source: the annotation of a GenBank genome assembly